Molecule: messenger RNA, 2636 nt
Organism: Blastomyces gilchristii SLH14081
Lineage: Eukaryota; Fungi; Ascomycota; Eurotiomycetes; Onygenales; Ajellomycetaceae
Product: cytochrome P450 oxidoreductase
Exons: 3
Coding region: 603-1721 (372 amino acids)
Biological process (GO): fatty acid metabolic process; lipid biosynthetic process
Cellular component (GO): membrane; endoplasmic reticulum
Molecular function (GO): fatty acid 2-hydroxylase activity; iron ion binding; heme binding
Source: RefSeq, a predicted model, not a curated record
UCGCCCUUUAUUAGUUAUGCUUUUUGUGCUGCUGUAUGGAGUAUAGUUAAAGUACGCAGCGUAUAGUUAUUGCUUGCAUUCUAUACUUCUAUACAGCUGUCUGUGCCUUUGAACCAAAUAUCCUCCUGCGCCUGGCUGUAUUCAUUCAAUUCCCCCCCCCUACACCCGGAGAAUUACCCCUUGCUUUUUUUCGUCUUUUGUUUUUUUUUUCUUUUUUGCUGUCGCCCAUUUCCCUGGGCCCUGGUACAUAACUACCAUACGCAGUAAGUUUACAAUGUAGUUUGGAUGCAGCAGUUCGGUUUUUGCAAGCCAAGCCUUUUCUGGUCAGCCCACGCCGGAACUUGGGAGCGGAUCGUCCUGGUCAAGCAUUCCUCACUGCAUCUUCACGCAUCUUCACCUCAUUCUCUCCCCCGUCAUAUCCUCCUCCUCAUCACCACUCCCGCGUCGCAUCUCUGCGGAUAGUCCGGAUUCCCUCUCUGGCUCUGAUAUUUGCUUCUAUAUGCCAAAGUCUCUCUUUACCUCGCUGGACUGUGGUCCCCCUACUACCUUCGUGCGCCUGUCUCGGUUUCCCUCCCUCAGAUUCUAACCCCCUCCCAUCCAUCAUGCCUGGGAAAACCUUGCCUAUCUUUUCUACAGCCGACCUCAGAUCACAUUCGACUGCCAAAUCGUGCUACGUAACACGAGGCUCCAAGGUCUACGAUGUCACCUCCUUCGUCAACGAUCAUCCCGGCGGAGGUGACCUGAUCUUGGACUAUGCUGGCCAGGACGUUUCUGAGAUCAUGCGCGACAUCCCAUCCCACAACCACUCUGACGCUGCAUACGAGAUACUAGAGGAGCACCAUGUUGGCUUCCUGAAUUCUGCCCCUGCCUCCAAGAUGAACGGCCUAAAUGUGGAUGGAGCGACCGACGGACGCAUACCGACGUACAGUACCACAGGCAUGUCAAGUGAGGAAGAUCUCACUGUCGAAACCGACCUAACCGCGGAUUAUCGGACACAUAAGUUCCUCGAUCUGAACCGGCCACUGUUUGGCCAGCUGUGGUACGGUGGUUUCACCAAGGAUUUCUAUCUACAACAGGUCCAUCGCCCACGACACUACAAGGGCGGGGAAUCCGCUCCUCUGUUUGGAAAUUUUCUCGAGCCAUUGACAAAGACUGCUUGGUGGGUGGUUCCAUCGGUCUGGUAUCCGGCGGUUGCCUACGGAACGGCUGUGGGCUUCGCUGGCCUGCAAAAUUAUAUCAUAGGAUCUGCGUACUGGGUUUUGGGUCUGUGCAUAUGGACUCUGGUUGAGUAUGGCCUGCAUCGCUGUCUCUUCCAUGUCGAUGGAUAUUUACCCGAUAAUCGCGUUGGAAUUAGCUUACACUUCCUUUUACACGGUAUCCACCACUACCUCCCCAUGGACAAAUAUCGCCUUGUCAUGCCCCCAACAUUAUUCGUCCUACUGGCAACACCCUUCUACUAUAUCUCAAAGGCGGUGUUUUUCUAUAACUGGUACGCAGCCGUGACCGUCUUCUCGGGAGGAGUAUUCGGAUAUGUUUGCUAUGACAUGACACAUUAUUUCCUCCACCAUCGCAGUCUUCCAUCAUACUACAAACAACUCAAGAAAUACCACCUCCAACACCAUUUUGCAGACUACGAAAAUGGCUUUGGCGUCACCAGCCGCUUCUGGGACAGGGUGUUUGGAACAGAACUCCCGCCUCUCCAACCCGUGAAGGUCGAAUGAAUUCCUCAACACAACUCACAUAUUCAAAUUAAUUAAAGUCGCGUCGCCUCUAUAAAGGCUCAGACAAAGAUGAUUUCCACUCCGUUCACAUACCGGGUUUUUUUUGGUCAGGAAUUUUUUUUUUUUUUUUUUUUUUUUUUUUAAUUCUAAUUCUAAUUUUAAUUUCAAACGUUGCCCUCUUUUUGCGCGCAUACUCUCGAUGGUACAAUUACUGUAUCCAGCUCACCGCCAGCCUUUUCUUCCCUUCCACCUCUUCUUCUGAGUUAUCUAGUUGGUAUAUAUAUGUAUAUGCUCGAGAUCCAAUCAUAUUAUUCCCCCCAUGGGCCCUUACACAUCGCAUUGUUGCUACUAGCACAAAUGCUCCUGUAUUAUGUUGUACAGUUUCCUUCGUCUUCUUCUUCCGUCCUUUUUUUGGGGGAUUCUCCCCCUCUACUUUCUACUUCUACCUACUUUAAUGGCUGGAUACAUUGUUCUUAUAGCUCUGAGUUCUGUUCCACUUUCUUUUUCGUUUCUGCUUCUUGUCCUUGCUCUCGACACAUUUGCUGUUCGCUCUUAUAUCCCGCCCGCAUCUUAGAGCUGUUUUUAGUAGACAGGCAAAUGGAGCAUAGAGAGUGAUUAAUUGAUGACAAACUGCUGUCUACGUGUAGUAAGCGGAAUUUUUGGUUGGCGGAGGGUUGGCGGAGUACGGUCUGGUUGUGUUGGACAGGGCUUGUUACAUGAGAUCUUAUGGGGACCUGAUGGUUUUGUAUUUUAGAAAAGAGGAACGCGUAAAAUAAUGCGCAUUAAUAAACAUCUUCGGAUUUUCAACUCGUCUUAUUUUUACGUCCAUGUAUGAAUUCCUCUCGGUUGUCAAUAUAUAUAACACAUAUGGUAUCUACGCUGUAUGUUGGCAGAAAAUGAUUUGCGCCUCUCUCG